Messenger RNA from Drosophila ficusphila, 481 nucleotides. Its product is annotated as synaptobrevin-like. The record is from RefSeq and is a predicted model, not a curated record. The coding region runs from base 23 to 412 and encodes 129 amino acids. Gene Ontology annotation, biological process: vesicle-mediated transport; vesicle fusion. The transcript has a single exon. Gene Ontology annotation, cellular component: SNARE complex; plasma membrane. NCBI's taxonomy places the organism in Eukaryota, Metazoa, Arthropoda, Insecta, Diptera, Drosophilidae. Gene Ontology annotation, molecular function: syntaxin binding; SNAP receptor activity.
UACACACAACUGUUCUAUUGAAAUGUUGGAAAUGGAUAUCGAGAUGGAAUUGACGGAGUUCAAGUCCUCCGUCCGGUCAAAAGCCCAAGACGAUGCUGAGAGAAGGCUGUUGGACACCCAAGCCCAGGUGGAUGAGGUGGUCGGGAUUAUGCGGGCGAACGUGGAGAAAGUCCUGGAACGCGACCAGGCGCUAUCGGAACUAUCGGAACGAGCUGACCAGCUGGAACUGGGUGCCUCCCAGUUUGUUCGUCAGUCUGGGAGACUCAAACGCAAGCAUUGGUGGGCCCACGUAAAAAUGAUCUGCUUUCUGGGCAUAAUAGUAGUAAUCUUACUUGUGAUCUUGCUGGUUUCUAUUUGGCCAAAAGGCAGUGGGGAUAACUCAAAGGCAACUACCGCAGGACCAUCAAAUUAACUGCCUUUAACCUUUAAUAAAUAUGUUUAAUUGGAUUGAAAGCAGUAAUAUAUUCUUGAAUUCAAUAAA